Molecule: messenger RNA, 3191 nt
Organism: Thrips palmi
Lineage: Eukaryota; Metazoa; Arthropoda; Insecta; Thysanoptera; Thripidae
Gene: Ent1
Product: equilibrative nucleoside transporter 1
Exons: 12
Coding region: 402-1841 (479 amino acids)
Biological process (GO): nucleoside transmembrane transport
Cellular component (GO): plasma membrane
Molecular function (GO): nucleoside transmembrane transporter activity
Source: RefSeq, a predicted model, not a curated record
GGGACGGGGGAGGAUCGAAUGCAAGCAGACAGCAGAAACAAAAGCCAGAAAAGCAGGCAGAUGGUUCAAAUUCUAUUACUUUUCUAAGAAUAUCUUACAUAUUUGCUGAAAUCGUCGAAGUUUUUUGAUCCGUGACCCACUUGUGCCCAAUGGAUAUAUCCAGUGCUGUGGGACAAGGACGAGCUAAUGCAGAAGGUGGCCCAUUAAUCUUCUGCAAAUGGAUUUCGUAACCCCAGGUGUAAACAAUAUGCAAAUUUCUUUGCAAUCAAGGCCAUCUUCUUGGUGAAUCAUAGGGUUGAGUCUGCAUUGGAAAUAGAGCGCACAGUGGUCAGUCUGAGGUUCAGGAGCACUAUCACGACACCACGGACUUCUCAACAAGUUGAAAGAUACCCUGUGGAAAAAUGGAAGAUUCCAUCAACACCCAGCCACUCUUACAGGGUGAUUCUGACAGUGAUUUUGAUGGCAAUUUGUCGGACGACACCCCUUCCACUUAUAUGGUGGACGACCCAGUUGUAACUACAAAAGACACAAAGCCAUUGUUCAAAGGCAGAGAUCCUCAAGACAGGUUUAGCCUUGCAUACAUUAUAUUUUAUUUUCUUGGAAUGACGACUUUGCUGCCAUGGAAUUUCUUCAUCACAGCAGAUGAUUACUGGAUGUACAAGUUUCGAGAUGUCAAUGCAUCGGAACCAACUACCAUGUUUCUCAACUCCUCUGUGGGUACAGUGGGCCGAACUCCUCUCCAAAAGAGCUUCACAGCAUAUCUUAGUGUAGCAUCAACUGUUCCCAGUACAGUUUUUCUCAUUUUAAACUCUGCUCUCUCUCACAAGAUAUCUCUUCACUCUCGCAUGCUGGGAUCAUUUGUAAUGAUCCUUCUUUUGUUUGUUGUCACAACUCUGUUUGUUCAUAUCAACACUGACGCUUGGCAAUAUGACUUUUUCUACCUUACCAUGGCAAUAGUGGUGGCCCUAAACAUUGCAAGUGCCGUGUUGACUGGUGGAUUAUUUGGCAUGCUCGGAAAGUUCUCUGCUGCUUACAUAUCUGCCGCAAGUAGUGGUCAGUCUCUAGGUGGUGUUUUCGCGGCACUAGCUGAAAUAUUGUCACUGUGGCUUGGAGCUUCACCUCAGCUCAGUGCCUUUGUGUACUUCAUGGUUGCCAAUGUUUUUCUUGUUGUAUCUAUUGUCUGCUACUUGGUUCUCAUUCGAGCAGUCUUCUUUAAAUAUCACAUGGCACCCAGACCACAGCUGUCAGUUCAAUAUGAAGCUGAUGGAUGUGCCCCAUCAGUAGAGGUUGACAUGUUUUCCUUGUCCUAUACUCGUGUGUUAAGCAAGAUCUGGGUUCAUGGACUUGCGGUAUGGAUGGCAUUUUUUGUUUCACUAUCGUUUUAUCCAGCGGUCACUGUUCUUGUUGAGUCUGAAAACAAAGGCCACGGAAACCAAUGGAACGAUAAAUAUUUUGUUCCUGUGGUUGCCUACCUGAUUUUCAGUUUGUUUGACUAUCUGGGAAGAGUGCUUUCAGGGCUGCUUCUUUGGCCAAGACAAAAUGCAAGAGCAUUGCUUCUCAUGUCAGCAGCCAGAAUUAUUUUUGUCCCCUUGCUGCUCUACUGCAAUGCUCAACCCCGUCAACAUCUCCCGGUGUUGAUUCACGGGGACGCGUAUUACAUUUUGAUUGUGGUGCUAUUUGGAUUCACCAAUGGUUACGUAGUCAACGUUACAAUGAUCAGUGGCCCAAAGGCCUGUGAGCAUCAUGAACAAGAGAUGGCUGCUUCUAUAAUGUCAGCAUUUCUAGGAAUAGGAUUAGCCUGUGGAGCAUUACUCAGUAUGGCCAUUGUGUCCAUGAUAUAAUUAUUUGGGAAUCGAUUCCCACCUAGAUCAAUGUUCUAUUGUAUAGUUAGUUUUGCUAGCCAACCCCUUGUUUGGGUUUUACUCAUGCCUUCCAUGUAUCUUUAUAAACUACAGCUAGGGAAUAUGUAGCUUGGGUAUUUUUGUGCUGACAUAGGCAAUCAGUGCCAUCAUUAUUGUUAUCAUUGGAUUGUACGUAUCAAAUGUUUAGGAAUGUUGACUUAUGUUAAAUAUAAUGAGCUCUAUUUCUACCUGUAAAAUCCUGAACAUCUGGUUUUAUUGUCUACUAAGUUUUAAUAAUAGUAAUUUCACUAUCACUGAACAGUAUUUUUCAUCUCGAUAGACAACAUUGUACUGAUUUUUGUACAGUGUUAUGGUUUGUGUUUUUGUAAUUUGAAAGCUAUAGUCUUAAAUUUGUUGAAAAUGAGUGUAAAAUAAUUCCUGAACCACCUGUGAUUUUUACUGCUUUACUGCUUUUUUUUUUGAGUGAUCAUCAUAUCAUGAGUGUUAGACUAGGCUGUUGGUGUCGUCCUUGUGUGAUAUUAUUUUGCAUGUUCUGUUUUUAUGUUUGACUGUUUUGUAUUUUUCAUAAUUUGUUUUAUGGAUCCCUUGAGACUGAGUGUAGUCAUUUUUUAAAAGUCACUGAAAGAGGUGUAGAAAUUGAUCCAGAUUUUACUUGUAUGGACUUGACCUUACUAAGGCAUUCUAACACUGUCAAUCCUUCUUUCUUCUCUCUUCAGUCAUGAGAUGCAAGAUAUUUGCUGAAAUGUUCAUAAGCUCAAACAUUAACUGCUUUGACUUGGUAAAUGACUGACUUGAUUCUCUGCAUUCCUUUAUGUAUUGUUCUUGUGUGAAGUAGUAAACCUAGGCUUGAGUGUCUGGACUAGGACUUCCUGUGUCACAUGACAUGUCUUAACAUUUGUAUGUUGGUCUUUGUUUCUUUUUAGAAAUGAUCUCUUAAUAUUUUGUCUUUGAGAAUUUUCCUUAUUUUAAACUUUAUAUUUCUACUUAUCCAUAUUAUUAUUAUUUUAUUGGUGAAUCGACCAAGAAACAUGCUUCCUUUAUAUUCAAGGAGAGCAGCUUCCUCCUUUUUGUGAUGUAACUGAUAAGAUUGUUUUUUUUUUCAUAGUACCCUCUGUUCUGUUUCUGUUUAUUACUCUUCUUGUGUUAACAUGGCUUCUUGCAAGAAGGCUGGUCCUCUUCACGGCUUUGUUCUAAAGAGCAGCAUUUAUAAUUACAUUAUCUGUUCAUCGUUGAGGGAGAAAACAUGACUAAAAUUUCCGAAUGUAAGUGUGAGUUGUAGUGAAUGUGUGAUAUGCAAAUAGGAGGAAAUAAAAACAUAUACCCACACAA